CCAAAGAGCAGACGUGCUCGCCACGGCUCCGGGCUGCGCGCACGCGGUCCUGGUGCGCGCCCGGCUGGCUGCUAGCGCUGCGCCGUGCUGCCCGAAAGCAAGUGGCAGUCGCCAGCCGCGGGCCAGAGCCCAAGAUGCCCCACCACAGCCUGCGUGCGGCGACCGUCCUUCUGCUGGUGAUCUUGGAGCAGCAGCCUUGCAGCCCAGCCCCGCUGAACGGAUCCAAGUGGACCUAUGUUGGUCCUAAUGGGGAGAAGAGCUGGUCCAAGAAGUACCCAUUAUGUGGGGGCCUGCUGCAGUCCCCAAUAGACCUGCACAGUGACAUCCUCCAGUACGAUGCCAGUCUUGUGCCUCUUGAGUUCCAAGGUUACAAUGUGUCUGCCACUGAGCAGUUGAACCUGACCAAUGAUGGCCACUCAGUGAGACUGAUCCUGCGCUCGGACAUGCACAUCCAGGGCCUCCAUUCCCACCGAUACAGUGCCACCCAGCUGCACCUUCACUGGGGGAACCGCAAUGACCCCCGUGGCUCUGAGCACACCAUCAGUGGGAAGCCCUUUGCUGCUGAGCUGCACAUUGUCCAUUAUAACUCAGAUCUGUACCCCAACGUCAGCACUGCCAGUGACAAGACAGAAGGGCUCGCUGUCCUAGCUGUCCUCAUUGAGAUGGGCUCCUUCAAUCCAUCAUAUGACAAGAUUUUUAGUCACCUUCAACAUGUAAAGUACAAAGGUCAACAAGUGCUCAUCCCAGGCUUCAACAUUGAAGAACUGCUUCCCGAGAGGCCUGCUGAGUACUACCGCUAUGAAGGGUCCCUGACCACACCUCCUUGCCACCCCACUGUGCUCUGGACGGUUUUCCGAAACCCUGUGCAAAUUUCCCAGGAGCAGUUGCUGGCUUUGGAGACGGCUCUGUAUUUCACACAAGUGGAUGACCCUUCACCCAGAGAAAUGAUCAACAACUUCCGGCGGGUCCAGAAGUUUGAUGAGAGGCUGGUAUACAUCUCCUUUCGACAAGGACUGAGUGUGGGCAUCAUCCUUUCAGUGGCCUUGGCUGGCAUUCUUGGCAUCUGUGUUGUCCUGGCAGUGUCCAUUUGGCUUUUCAGAAGGAAGAAGAGUAGCAAAAAAGGUGACAACAAGGGAGUCAUUUAUAAACCAGCCAUCAAGAAGGAGACUGAGGCCCAUGCCUGAAGUCCCUGGCAUUCCCAGAUGUCCAAGGAAGGACCUUGUUUUGGACACUACAUACUUUGGCUCUGUGAACUUGAAACACCUCAAGGUGUUCUCUGGAGCUCAACCUUCAAACAUCCCAGACCUUUUGGAGUCUCUAACUGGACUUCCACUGUCCUGGUGACACUGCCAUCCCCACGGUGAUCCAUGGGUGGGAUGAGCUCUGGACCAGAAAGUAGGAACUUCGAACUGACUGCUCUGUGUGAAAUGGCUGUGCUGUCUGGAUUCUGGGUCACAAACCAGGCCACCUGCUGGUGAGCCAUUACGAGUUGGCAAACACUUCCAUCCAGGAUCUCACUUGGUGUGCUCUCAAGUGUCCUGGAAAUUCUGCUUAUUCUCCCAGCUUCCAGGCUAGAAUGUGCACUUUCUGUUUAGGUGUACUUUUGAAACUCAGUUUCUUUCCUCCAGAGAAGUGUUGUCUCCCUUGGAUUUCCUUCUGCUCUGAUAAACCUUCAGUCUGAACUUACGACUAUGGGGGAUGAAUUGAGACAGAAAGGAUCAGGAUGUCAGAAAGAAAGGAAAACAAGAGAUAUACUGUGUAACGUAUUGGGCAUCUUCAUAGUCCUGUCUCUUGGGUUAGAGGCACUGAUUGGACCUUAGAAUAAGGCAUUCUCAAAUUCCAUUUCUUCAUGGGGAUGAAAGAGUGACAGAAAGAAGAGAGAAGAGAGAGGGGAGAAGGAAAGGGAAGACACACAUGGUCUGGGAGAGUCUCUGUGGCGUUAGCACUGGAAUCACAAGUCAUCUCCCAAGCCACCAUGUGAGAAGGACUCAAUGUUAAGUCCAACCCACCCUCCCAUCAGUGGGGCAGUUGUAUUUUAUACUCUAUAAUUUUUUAUAAAUAAUUGUUCCUUGAAAAUGAGUUACUUCCUCUCUCCUAGAGUAGAUGUGAGUUCUGAGAUGAUCCAAUCUGCUUUUGAACCUACAGAAAAUAGGCAGAAGCAAAAUGAUUGUAGAACUUUGUCUCUCUUGCCCAAAUGUCUUUCUCUCACUUCUGUGACUCCCUCACUGCCAAUUUGGAAUCAGGGAUUGUCUCCUCUUCUGACUUUGAAGAUUUCUUAUCACAGUUUAGUUGAAAUAUAUUUUCAUGCUAUAAGAGCAGGGAACUAUCUGUGCAGGGGCUAGUGUGGUCCUGGUAUUUAAGGGCCAAUAAUAAUGGAAUGUUGCUAAGAUUCUCCAUUGUUCUUCCUCCCCAAGUCACAAAGGCUAAAGACUUAAUUCUUUCCUUAUUUUGCUCCCAUAUAGGUGGGAACCCUGUAUCAGUCAGUUCCCUGACUUGAGAAAGGGCCACAACCACUAGCCCUGCUUAUAGUUCACAGGGAACUUUCUGGUUCAUAGUCUCAUUUUGACAGCAUGGAAUGUCCUCUCUUAAAGCACAAGUUUCUUUAUAAUAUCUUCCUCCUUCUAUUCCUCCCUCUGACUUGAAAAAUUCUUUUUGUCACUGCCACAACUGUUCAUAAUGACAGCAAGCCCUAUGUCUGUGUAGCCUGUUUUGCUAUGCAAGUUUACAAGUGACCUCCUGGGGACUCAGAUGUGUCUGUGUGUGCAUGCACAUGUGCAUACAAGACUUCUGACAGCCUUGGAGCCAGGGGUGGUAUCCCAACCUUGCCAUUACAUGCCUGAUGCAUUAUCAAAUGACAGCAAAGACAACCCUCAUGACCAAGCAACAUGAAAUAGGUGGUUUCUUGGCCUUGGUUCAAAAUUGCCAAUCAGAAACUAGCAAAAACCACUCCAAAGCAGCUGGAUUAUCUUUUCAAAACACCCUCUGUAUACAUGAAUGAGUUCUGUGAGAGAACAGAGAGAUCAUUGUACCUGGCACAAGGGCAGGCUGUAGAAAGGGAGACUCACUGGAAGGUGAAAACGGUGGCAUUUCUUCUUCCUUCUUCCCCGUCAGCAUGGCCCAGGUACUCAGUCCUCAUGGCUGAGAUUAAUCAAAACCAGAAAAAAUGCUCCAAGAAUCAACAGUCAACUUCUUUGCUAAUCCUGCAGGACUCCUGAAGACCCAGUUUUCCUCAGAGUCUUACUCAUUCCACUGACACCAGCUGCUACUGCAGGAAAUCAGUGCUGUUGUGUGUGACACACAGCUAUCCUACGCUCGCCACUUAACUCUGUUGAGCGGUGGGUGCCUGGGUGGCCCCAGCGGGUGUUGUGUUAGGCACAUGGCAGGUGCAGCCCACAGAACAAGGCACAGGCUGGGGGGUGACAUGGGGAAGUCCCUGACUUCUCCAGUCUUUCCUUUGCCUCUCACUAAUGGGGGAUCUCGAGCAUCUUUGUUUUGCUUCUUCAGCAUCAUCUGGUAAAAACCUCUAUCUGUUGCUCUAACAGACAUUCUAGUACUUGCAGUGCUGACUCUCCUAAUCUUAUUUCAAGUUCAGACCCUAAAUUCCACUCCCUCUUGAAACUCUUAAGACCUUCUGACAGGCCCUUGGGAAGCCUGGGGUCUGCAAUCCCCCUCUGUCCCUGUGCCUUAUACCAUAGGCCACUGUGGUGAUGGUCUGUUGAUACUUCCAUAUUUAUUGCCACAAUGAUUGUAAUGCAGACAAACACUGUAAGUAUAAGAAAUGAUAAAUAAAAAAAAUUUUUUUGAGGUGAGGUUAAAAGCAUUAUUAUUUGCAAAGUGCUUUGUAGCUCCCUGUUAUGGUGAUGAGUAACUAAUGAGAACAGUCAAUAUCAUUCACACCCAGGUCUUGGAACCUGGCUCAAAAGAAAAAUAUACAGAUGAACUUAAUCACUCAGUGGAAUACAGAGGCCUACGUAUGUGCAGCCCCCAGUCACACAGCUGCUUCGUUAGUGAGGCUGGGAAAGCCAGAGUAACUAGAGCAAGGCCCAGGGAGGGGGCACCGUGCAAGCUGGGGUUUGAGGAACAAGUCAGACUUGAAUAGAUGGAUAGAAAAAAGGGGGAUAGUCUGAACCAAAGGGACUGAAUAUAGGGAACAUGUCCCAUAUUGCUUGCUUCUGAGAGUAUUUUACACAGCAGGUGAACAGCUUCUCUUGGUUGCCUCUUGCUUUAUUUUGGAUCCUUUUGCAAAAUAUGCUGUCACCUGCCACUGUUUCCCCAUAUAAUCUUUUGUCUAAACAAGAUUUCAUAUCCUGGUUUGCUAAGAGACAGUCCUGUGAAGGUUAUAGGUAAGCACCAUCAUUGUAUGAAUUAUUUAGAAAAGUCUCCAAUUUUCACUUUAUCAGCCCUGGGACUGAUAUGGAUGAACUAUACAAGAGUCAUUUGCUCCAGUAGGUGUUGGAGCAGCUGGCCCAGCUUUGGAGUAGAGACAUUACAAAUCCUCCUACCCCGUGGAGGCGGGGUAGGGAAGGUGCCUCCUGAAGUGGCAGUUAGCAUCUCCCUACUCUCUCCACAGCCUUCCCUCAUUCCCUGAACUCAACACUCAUCUGAGUUGAUGUCAGGGAAGAAUGCUGGCAAGAGCCAUGAGUUGGCAGAACCAACUUGGGUCCUUCAGCUCGGUCAUUAUCUCAUCUAAAGGCAGCUGAAACAAUCUUCAGCACACAGCCCAAGAGAAUGUAAGACACAUGACAUUUUAAACUUUCUAGUAGCCACACUAAAAAAGAGUAAAUGAAACCAGUGACAGCAAUUUUAAUAACAUAUUUUUUAAAUCCAAUAGACCCAAAACACUGUAAUUCCCACAUGUAAUUAGUAUUUUAAUGAGAUAUUUUAAUUUCGUGGUAGUAAGUCUUCAAAAUCUGGUGUGUAUUUUACACUUAUGACAUAUCUCAAUUCAGAUGCUAAAUUUUCCUUGUAAAUAUUUGAUCUGUACUUUGAUUUCAUCAAUUUUACAGUUGAAAAGCAGAGUUGUUCCUAACAGAAGUUUUCCAAAUUAC
Molecule: messenger RNA, 5048 nt
Organism: Sciurus carolinensis (gray squirrel)
Lineage: Eukaryota; Metazoa; Chordata; Mammalia; Rodentia; Sciuridae
Gene: Ca12
Product: carbonic anhydrase 12
Exons: 11
Coding region: 135-1184 (349 amino acids)
Cellular component (GO): plasma membrane
Molecular function (GO): zinc ion binding; carbonate dehydratase activity
Source: RefSeq, a predicted model, not a curated record